AUGAGUAAUCAAACAUUUCUUGUCGGUACUGGAAUUGAUAGUAUUUAUGCAUGUAGUCUUACAUCGACUGGUCAAAUAGAAUUACUUAAUGAAACAAAAUGUGGAAAAGCUUCAACAUGGCUUUUACCACGUGAUGAUCUAUUAUAUAUAGUCAAUGAGCAAGAUGAUAAAAUAGAAACAUUUACAAUUGAUGAUCGUAAUCAAGGUAAAUUAACAUUGAAAAAUACGAUUUCAUCAAAAGGUGAUACACCCUGCGCAUUGGAUUUCGAUCCCUCAGGUAAAUGGCUUGCAGUAGCUAAUUAUGGUGAUAAAGGUGCAUCUAAUUUUACAUUUUUUCCAUUGAAUGAUUGUAAACAACCCGAAGAAAAAGGUGCUCAAACAAAUACAGUCGAAGGAUCUGGUCCACAUCCUACUCGCCAACAACAUUCAUAUUGUCAUCAUGCAUUAUUUCAUCAAGGUUAUUUAUAUGUUGUUGAUUUAGGAACCGAUACAAUAAGUGUAUAUCAUUUUAAUGAUACCAAUGGUGAAGUUAAAUUAAUUAAUAAUCAAAUAAAAACAGAAGCAGGUGCUGGACCUCGUCAUAUUAUUUUUCAUCCAACUAAACCGCUAGCUUUUGUAUGUAAUGAAUUAAAUUCAACAACAAAUGUUUAUCGAGUAGAUUCUUCGUCUGGUGAACUUGAAUAUAUUCAAACAAUAAAAACACGACGACAAGAUGAUGAAAAUGAUUCAAGUAAAGAAAAUUAUCCAGCUGAAUUACAAUUUACACCCGAUGAAAAAUAUCUACUUGUGUCAAAUCGUGGCGAUGAAAAUCUUGUUAUUUUUAAUUUAAAUGAAAAUAAUGAGAAAGAAAUUUUAAGUGUCAAAGAACAUCUUGAUUGUCAUGGUUCAUUUACACGAUAUUUUACAUUUGAUCCAACCGGAAAAUUUCUACUUAUAGCUAAUCAAAAAUCAAAUAAUUUAGUUUGUUUUUCAUAUAAUCGUGAUAAUGGUACAUAUACAUUUAUUUCACAAUUGGAUAAUAUUCAAAGUCCUCAACAUAUGAUUUUUUUAAAUAAAUGA
Messenger RNA from Adineta steineri, 1059 nucleotides. The record is from the annotation of a GenBank genome assembly. Lineage: Eukaryota; Metazoa; Rotifera; Eurotatoria; Adinetida; Adinetidae.